UUCAAGGCCGGCCAUAUUGCUUCAUCGUCCUAAGUGAAGGAGAGAGGGGAGAUGAAGGGGAUUCGGGGAAUAAGUCAGCUCUCGUCGAGGCUUUAUGCGGCCCAGGCUGCCCGUAAGGUGGAGGCCACCGCGGCUGCCGAACACGUGAAGUUUCAUCCGCAGGACGUGCAGGUCACCAAACUGCCCAGUGGACUGGUGAUCGCCUCACUUGAGAACUAUUCCCCUGCUUCCAAGAUCGGAGUGGCUGUCAAGGCCGGCUCUCGUUAUGAGACCCCUGAAAACAGUGGGGUCACCCACCUCCUCCGACUGGCCUCCCACCUGACAACCAAAGGAGCUUCAGCUUUCAAGAUAUGCCGAGGAGUUGAGGCAGUGGGAGGCAGCCUGGGUGCGACUUCAUCCAGAGAGAACAUGAUGUACACUGUCGACUGCUUGAGGGAUGACAUUGACACUGUGAUGGAGUAUCUGAUCAAUGUGACCACAGCCCCAGAGUUCCGGCGAUGGGAGGUGUCUGAACUCACACCCAGAGUGAAGAGGGACAAAGCUGAAGCUGCACAAAGCACUCAAAUGGCUGUAAUUGAGGCUCUCCAUGAAGCCGCCUACAAGAACGCCCUGUCUAACUCUCUGUACUGCCCAGACCACAUGGUCGGCCACAUCCAGUCUGAGCAUCUGCACCAGUUUGUCCAGAACAAUUUCACGAGUGCAAGGAUGGCCCUUGUGGGACUUGGUGUGGACCAUGCUGUGCUGACGCAAGUCGGAGAGCAAUUCCUCAACAUCCGCAGCGGAGCAGGCACCACAGGAGCCACGGCUCAGUAUCGUGGAGGUGAGACCCGUAUGGCCAGCCUCGCCAGUUUGGUGCACUCAGCGGUGGUGAGCCAGUCAGCAGCGGCAGGCACCAGUGAGGCUGUGGCCUUCAGUGUGCUGCAGCAUCUACUGGGAGCUGGUCCACGUGUCAAGAGGGGGUCCAACGCUACCAGCACACUGAUCCAAGGUGUUGCCAAGGCAACUGCUGACCCCUUUGAUGCCACUGCUUUUAAUGCAAGCUACUCCGACUCUGGUCUGUUUGGGGUCUACACCAUUUCCCAGUUUGCAGAUGCUGGUGAUGUGAUCAAAGCGGCCGUUGCCGAGGUGAAGAAUGUCGCUGAUGGUGGAGUCACAGCUGCCGACCUCACUCGGGCCAAGGCUCAGCUGAAGGGGCAAUACCUGAUGUCUCUGGAGACUUCAGAGGGUUUCCUGGAGGCCCUGGGCACUCAGGCUCUGGCUGAGGGAUCCUACGUCCCCCCCGAGGAAAUCCUCAAGAACAUCGACAACGUCUCCUUGACUGAUGUCUCCAAUGCUGCCGGCAAAUUUGUGUCUGGAAAGAAGACCAUGGCGUCCAGCGGCAACCUCGCAAACACCCCCUUCGUGGACGAGAUCUAAAGCCGUCCCCUUGUACUUCAUCCAUCUAUGACGACAAAGCAAAUUCUGUCCCCUCCAUAUUCCGACAGGAAGUCUUCUCCACUCUUUGCAUUGCUGUUGUAUUGAGCGCUAUAAUGCCGUAACAGCACUGGUUCUUCAUUGGUGUUGUCACAGUAUAUAGUCGAUGCUGCCCUGGCGCAUCACAAUGUCGUGCUGCACUCAUCUGUCCACAUUUACUGUACAGCUGAUGUAAAAUAAUAAAGAAAUUCUAUCUACCAUA
This is a messenger RNA of Limanda limanda (common dab), 1675 nucleotides long. It is a transcript of the gene uqcrc2b, whose product is annotated as cytochrome b-c1 complex subunit 2, mitochondrial. NCBI's taxonomy places the organism in Eukaryota, Metazoa, Chordata, Actinopteri, Pleuronectiformes, Pleuronectidae. The transcript is spliced from 14 exons. Gene Ontology annotation, cellular component: mitochondrion. Gene Ontology annotation, molecular function: metalloendopeptidase activity; metal ion binding. The record is from RefSeq and is a predicted model, not a curated record. The coding region runs from base 52 to 1416 and encodes 454 amino acids. Gene Ontology annotation, biological process: proteolysis.